UUGCUCUCUCCCUCAACCUUUCCUUCCUUCACUAAUUUUCCUUGCCCUCAAAGUCUUCCUUUCUUUCUUCCCCUUCUCACCUCGCCUCCCUCCCCUACCAUUUCACAUGGACACUCACCAGACCCGAAGCUUUAACUCGGUUCCAUCAAUGGCAGAUUCAAGAUCUUACACGAAGCCCCAUUUCCCACGUCAAGAGUUUCAACCAAAUCACUCCUCCGUCACCAGACACAGAUCCUACACUCAUGUCCUCUGUAAGUCUAUCUUCUUUGUCCUCUUCCUUAUUGCUAUUCCUCUCUUCCCUUCGGAAGCUCCUAACUUUAUAAACCACUCCAUACUCACCAAGUUCUGGGAGCUUGUUCACUUACUCUUCAUCGGUGUUGCUGUCUCCUAUGGCUUGUUUAGCCGCAGAAAUGCUGAAGUGGACUUUCAAACCCAUUCCAAUAACUAUGACUAUGACGAUUCACAAUCAUCUUUUGUGUCUAGGAUUUUUCAUGUUUCCCCGAUUUUUGAGGAUGGGCAUGAAAAUUCAUGUGGCUCCGAUGAGAAAAAUUUGUACCAGUCUUGGAAUUCUCAGUUCUAUAGGGGUGAAUCUGAUGUUACUGUUCCUAAUGGUAGCUCUGCUAUUAAUGAAGUGAGCAAAACUGAAUCGAUCAAUUUUGAAAAAGAAACUGAGAUUUCACUUGAGCAAGACGAGAAUAAUGUUGCUCAAGCUUGGAAUUCUCAGUAUUUCAGGGGUGAAUCAGUGGUUUUAUUGUCCCAAGCAAACUACGGAAUUGGUGAAUGGGAGAAACCAGCGCAAGUAGUCGGUUACAAACCGUUAGGAUUGCCGAUUAGGAGCUUAAAAUCAAAGAUUAGAAACUCAGAUAGUGCUCAAUUUAGUAAUGGAAGUGAGUCUAGUCCGAGCUUGAUUGGUUCUCCCUGUAGUUCUGGAAGGAGUAUGGAAGAGGAACAUUUUGGGGAUUUGGGCCCCUCAAAUCUGGAGGAGAAUUUUGAUGAAAGUGUUUCCUCGUCCGCUCAAAUUCCAUGGCGUUCUAGAUCUGGAAGGGCAGAAAUGUGGGAGAGAGUAGGUUCUGUUGCUGGUAGUCCUUUACAUUUUAGGCCUCUCUCAGUUGAUGAAACUCAAUUUGAAUCUCUCAAAUCGCAUUCUUUCAGGUCUACACCUGCUUUCUCGUCCCAAGCUAGUUCAAUAUCAAAUUCACCAACCAGGCUUUCUCCUUCUGAAUCUGUUUGUUCCGAUUCACCAAAUUCAGGAACACUAGAAUCUGGGAAAAAGGAGGAUUUUCGUGCAUCAUAUCCUCAUGCUUCGCAAUCACAAAAAACAACAGUGAAUCGCGAGGCUCGACUGAAUGCAUUUCAUUUAAGAAGAUACAGUAGUGGCUCUUUGUUCCAAAAGGAUUUGAAAGGAACCUCAAAAGAUAAAUUGAAGGAUCGGGGUGGCAGAAAAGAGGAUCCAUUGGGUAGUAAAGAGAGGGGGGAGGGUUCUUUGAAAUUGGAUAACAAUGGGAGAAAAGAGGAUUCAAUGGACAGUAAAGAGAGGGGGCAGAGUUCUUUGAGAUUGGAUAACAAUGGCAAAAAAGAGGAUUCAAUGGGAAGUAAAGAGAGGGGGCAGAGGUCUUUGAAAUUGGAUGACAAUGGCAGAAAAGAGGAUUCAAUGGCCAGUAAAGAGAGGGGGCAGAUUUCUUUGAAAUUGGAUAACAAUGGCAGAAAAGAGGAUUCAAUGGGUAGUGAAGAGAGUGGGCAGAGUUCUUUGAGAUUGGAUAACAAUGGCAGAAAAGAGGAUUCAAUGGGCAGUGAAGAGAAGGGGCAGGGUUCUUUAAAAUUUGAUAAGAAACCUGCUACCAUUGUUAAAACUCCAUCGAGGGGAAGAUCUGUUAGGACUAUUAGAAGUGGUGUAUACAGCCCAGAACCAGAGGCAACAAAGAUUGCAGAAAUAAGCAAAACCCACAGUGAUGAUAAGGCUGGAAAAGGGUCUGAUGAAGGAAAAGCAGUAAAUACAGGGAAAAAUGAGAAGAAAAAUCUUGAUACUCACUAUGAUGUGCCAAUGCCAACAUAUGCAAAAUUUCAGAAGAGAGAAAAGGAUUCUUGUUUGGAGAAUGUUGAUGUUGAGUCUGAAAACGAUUCAGAGAGCGAGACCGACAGCAGCACUCCAGCAAGCUCAGAUGAAGGUACUGGUACUGACCCUGUGAGGGAUGCAGGACUUGACCCUAAUGAUAGUGAAGUUGAUAAGAAGGCUGGCGAGUUUAUAGCCAAGUUCAGGGAGCAGAUUAGACUUCAGAAGGUGGCUUCUAUUGAAAGAUCAAGAAGGAAGCGCAUGAGUAGUAAACAUUUAAGUUGAAGCAUCAUAAGGUUGAACAUUCUUCUGUUGUGUUCUUAGUGGUCUCUACUUGUUGAGUUCUUACUUGAGAAUUCUUUUUAAACAAAUCUAAUUGUGUUUAGAUUUUUGAAACACAGACUCCCUCUGUAGAAAUAUUUCUGUAUCUUUACAUGAAUGAAGAGCAACGUCUUUGACCA
Manihot esculenta (cassava) is the source of this 2511-nucleotide messenger RNA. RefSeq lists its product as uncharacterized. The transcript has a single exon. NCBI's taxonomy places the organism in Eukaryota, Viridiplantae, Streptophyta, Magnoliopsida, Malpighiales, Euphorbiaceae. The coding region runs from base 107 to 2335 and encodes 742 amino acids. The record is from RefSeq and is a predicted model, not a curated record.